AUGACAACAACGUCAACGAUGAUAAGCGAUGAUAGCGACGAUGGCACUGAUAGCGAAGGCAGCGAAAACAGCAAAGGCAAUAAAGGCAUCGACGUCAACAAUGGCAGCGAAAGAAGCAGAGGCAAUGAUGUGAAAUCACUCGUUUAUGCUAGAGCGCACUCAAAUACACAUACUCAUAGUUGUCAAGGCAUACCUCGGGUAUUAAAGGUGACAAUGCAAAAAAAAAACAACGAUAAAAAAGGUACAACUCCUGGUCAUUACAACAGUGAGGAUUCCGGUUUUCGCGAGUUUGUAAAAGUGCUUGAUCCUCGGUACACACUACCUUCGCGAAAAACACUGCAAAACGUGCAUAUGAGUGGCAUGUACAACGACAUGAAGGCAAAACUGUUUGCGAUUUUGGAUAGUGUUGAAAGUUGCGCUAUAACAACGGACUGUUGGACUUCGAGAGCUAACGAAGCGUAUAUUACUGUUACAUGUCACUUUGUUAGCGCAGUAUUGGCCACAAAACCAUUACAGGAUAACUCGAAUCAUUCAGCUCAAAACAUAGCUGCUUCACUACGUGUUGUCUUUGAUGAAUGGAAUAUUUUUAGCAAAAUAUCAGCCAUUACAACUGAUAAUGCAAGUUCUAUGAUAAAAACUUGCGAACUUUUACAAAAAAAACACCUACCUUGCUUUGCACACACCAUAAACUUGGUUGUGCAGGACUGUCUAGCGCUCGAUUGUUUAAAAGAUAUUUUGAGAAAGUGCAAAAGGAUUGUCACAUAUUUUAAGUCUAGUGCAAUUGCACUUAGCAAAUUUAAAGCAGAACAACAAACCGAACAAAAGUACAGCUUGAUACAAGAAGUGCCUACAAGAUGGAAUAGUGCAUUUUAUAUGAUAGAAAGAAUAAUUUUAACUAACGAUGCUAUAGUGAAAGUUCUGCUAAGUACUUCCAAGGCACCACCACCAUUAACAGCUGACCAAAUCGCUUUGUUAAAAGAACUAAUGUUGUUACUUGCACCGUUUGAUAGUGCCACUCGUCAGAUUUCGUCAUGUGUCUCGAUUACAAUAUCCCUGAUUAUACCAAUUGUGUGUGGGUUACUGCAUAACUUGGAUAAUGUGAAAAUAAAAGUAAAAUCUCCAGAAGGUAUUGAAAUUCAUAAGUUUUUGGUGGAGCGUGUUAUAAAACGACUCAUGCCUUAUGAAGAGCGCACAUUUCCAAGAAUAGGGACACUACUCGACCGCAGGUUUAAAAAACAAGGAUUUCGUUCGCCAUUUAAUGCCAAUCAUGGACUUAAAAUUUUGGAGAAUGAACUAGCCGCCAAAAAAAAAAUUGACACUGUGCCUUCGGAGCCGCCAACAUUAAAAGAAACUUCAGUUCCCUCAGGGCAGAAACUUUUCGAGUUUUUGCAAACAAAUAUAGCCAAUAUGGGGAGGACAGAUCGGGUCGAUGCUAUAUUGGAGCUACGUCAAUACAUGUUAGCGGCACAUUCUCCCCAAGACACAAAUCCAUUGGAGUUUUGGAAGCAAAAAGGAUUCUAUGCAUUCCAGCCACUUCGACCGAGUCGGAGAGAAUGUUUAGCAAAGCUGGGCUAAUAAUUAGCGAUAGAAGAGCUUCGCUAAAGCCAAAGAAUAUAGAGAUGCUAACGUUCCUCCAUAAAAACAUGUGGAUCUCAAAGUAACUUAUAAGUUCACUUUGGAAGUUUUUUACUUCAUAUAUAUAUAUUUUUUUUUGUGAUAUUAGCUAUAAUAAGCUAUACGAAG
Molecule: messenger RNA, 1743 nt
Organism: Rhagoletis zephyria (snowberry fruit fly)
Lineage: Eukaryota; Metazoa; Arthropoda; Insecta; Diptera; Tephritidae
Product: zinc finger BED domain-containing protein 1-like
Source: RefSeq, a predicted model, not a curated record